Molecule: messenger RNA, 3056 nt
Organism: Mobula hypostoma (lesser devil ray)
Lineage: Eukaryota; Metazoa; Chordata; Chondrichthyes; Myliobatiformes; Myliobatidae
Product: adhesion G protein-coupled receptor E1-like
Exons: 17
Coding region: 1-2067 (688 amino acids)
Biological process (GO): adenylate cyclase-activating G protein-coupled receptor signaling pathway; cell surface receptor signaling pathway
Cellular component (GO): plasma membrane
Molecular function (GO): calcium ion binding; G protein-coupled receptor activity
Source: RefSeq, a predicted model, not a curated record
AUGGGUCUCGGCAAUGUGAGUAGCUUCCUGCUUCUUUUGGUUAUCUUGAGCUGUACUGUUUUCAGAGACAUUCUGUCCCAAGAUCAGAAGUGCAAAUCAGCUUUUUUAUUUGAAUCAUUAAAUGGUUGCAUAGAUGUCACAAAUAGUUCAUGUGGACCUCACAAACAGUGUGCCAGUGCAGUUGGUUCCUUCUGGUGUCAAUGCAAGGCAGGGCUUAACGCUUCAACAACCUGUUCUGAUGAUCGACUCAUGAGAAAAUGUGAAGAUGUGGAUGAAUGCCAGAAUAAAAGUGCGUGCGGAGUGAACACGACCUGUCACAACUCCUAUGGGUCUUUUUACUGCGUUUGCAAUAAAGGAUAUCACCAAGGGCAGGGAGACACCCAUCCGCCCUGUAGAGUGGAUCCACUUUCCUGUGACUCUGAGAAGCAGAACUCUACGCUGUCACAGUGCAAAUGGUAUUAUGCAGCAAACUCCAAGCAGUUAAACUCUGCAGAAGAUAUAGUGAAAUGGGUUAAUUGCUACCAUGAAAAACUCUGUCAGAAUUUCAGUAGGACAACCGAUGCCAAGGAUAUGACGACAGUUGCCAACGAUGUUCUUAGUAGUUCACGGCUGGAUAACAUGAGCACCACUCAAAGGCUGGAGGUGGCAACGGCCAUAGUGAAACUCUUGGAGAACAUGGCAAUGGCGAUUGCUCUUAAACUACCCAGUUCAGAACACCAUCCCAUAGAAACAAGCUCUUUUGUUCUUAAGGUCCAGGUGAGCACGAACCCAUUGGUGAAAUUAGAAAUGCGGAAUAAUUCCUUGGAGACUUACCAGAGAACCAUCGCUGGAGAAAAUAACACUGAGUUUCAGGCCGUUUCCUUAAUUGUAUUCAAUGACUUGGGAUCCCUACUGAGCCAAGAGAUUAAAGGCGGCCGUCCAUCUCAGAACAAUGUCUCAUUAAAUUCCAAGGUGAUAGCUGCCACCAUCAGCAACAAAGCCGCCAGCUCUAAUCUGAAGGAAAAGUUCAAUUUGACUCUGAGACUCAACCAGGAAAAAAAAGUCGGGGAAGAGCUAAAAUGUGUCUAUUGGAGUAAUACCAAAAAGAACAGUGUCUGGAAAUCUGAUGGUUGUGAACUGAUCAAUUCCAAUCAGACACAUGUAAUUUGCCAGUGUAACCACCUGACAAGCUUUGCUAUUUUAAUGGCUCCAGUUAAGAUUGAGACUGACGACUGGCACUUGGAGGUGAUCACCUACAUCGGCCUCAUCAUCUCCCUUUUCUGCCUCGCCGCCUCCAUCGCCGUAUUUGUCCACUGCAAAUCCAUCCAGAAUGCUAACACCAAUCUUCACAAGCACCUGAGUAUCACCCUCUUCCUGGCACAGUUCAUCUUUCUGAUCGGAAUGCGGAUUAAACAGCCGGUUGUGUGCGCCCUGAUUGCCGGGUGUCUGCAUUAUCUCUUCCUUGCCGUCUUCAUCUGGAUGUUCCUGGACAGUCUGCAGCUUUUCAUCAUGUCCAGAAACCUGACAGUCACCAAUUUCACUCACACACAUAUCAUCAAACGAAGAUACCUGUACGUUUCUGCUUAUGGUGUUCCUGCUGUGAUAGUCAUUAUCUCAGCGGCAAUAUACCCCAGAGGCUAUGGAACAGAAACCGCCUGUUGGCUGAAGCACGAGUCGGGGUUUAACUGGAGUUUCCAAGGCCCGGUCUGUUUCAUGAUUCUGGUCAACUCUUCCCUAUUAAUCUGGACCCUCUACUUACUGAAAUACCAUUUUGACUCACGCAACAAGGAGAUAUCGAAGCUGAAAGAAACCAAAACCCUAACCAUUAAGGCGGGCGCACGGAUAUUUGUUUUGGGAUGCACGUGGAUCUUUGGAAUAUUUCGUGUUGAUGAGAGCACUACGGUGUUCGCCCACUUAUUUAAUGUUUUUGCCAGCUUCCAGGGUCUAUUCAUUUUCCUUAUUUACUGUGUUUUCAAUCGCCAGGUCGUUAAUGAAUUCCGGAAAUGGGUGACCAGUAAGCACAAGAGUUACACCACUGAAUCCGUACAGACUGAGGUGAACACAAACGAGACUUAUAAAACAAUGUAAUCAGAGGGAUGGUUCAAGACCCAAUGACAAGACUUGUCUCAGUGGAGAUUCUUUCUUUAAUGGUGUCUCACUCUUGUUGUUCCUGGCUCUGAGGAUUGCGGGUUUAAGUUCCACUCCCAAUGACAAAAGUUACAUUUCAGGUCUGGUUACACCUCCAGAGUUAGUUGACUUGUCCUGAAUUUGUUGAAAAUGCUCAUUUUUAAUUUAGUCUUUAAGUGUAUGUAUGAAAUUGAGUCUGCAUAGGAAUGUGUGUGAGAGAUGGUAUUUUUGUAUACAUGAUUAUAAAUUUACUUCUGGACAUUUACUAACUUUUGCAAAGCCAUCCUCUGUUAUUUUGCUUGUUGUUCCUUAUGACUGCAGUGCUAACAAGGUUGAGAACAUGUUGCAAACUGUAAGACCAUAAGAAGUGGGAACAGUAUUAGGCCAUUUGAGUCUGCUCUGCCAUUCGAUCAUUGCUGAUUUAUUAUGCCUCUAGCAUCCGUUCUCCUAGCUUCUUUCCAUAACCAUCGACAGCCUUACUAAUCAAGAACCCAUCAACCUCUGCUUUAAAUAUGCCAACGACUUGACCUCCACAGCCAUCUGUGGCAACGAACCACCUUCUGGCUAAAGAAAUUCUUCGUCUUCUCUUUUCUAAAGGGACGUCCGUACAAAGUCCAGACUGGUGCAUCUAUACAGCUCAGACACAUACAGAUCAGGCAUACACAUGUAGACCUGACUGACAGAUACCAAACCCAUGUAGUAGAUUGAUACACAACUUGGAUAUAUACACAGUCCGCGUUCACACAAAGACAAACACAUACACAGACCUAAAGCACAUGCGCACUGGUCACGUACACACACACACCACUUAGGGUACUGAGGGCAAUUUAGCCAGGCUGUGAUUGGCUAACUUAUGCACCAAUAGAACAAAUACCACACCUUCUCUUCUUCCUUUAUGCAAUGAACCAACAUGUAGAAGAUACUUGCUACUAUAGUUUAAAAACUAUGUG